This is a messenger RNA of Varanus komodoensis (Komodo dragon), 1107 nucleotides long. Its product is annotated as keratin, type I cytoskeletal 19-like. The transcript has 7 exons. The record is from RefSeq and is a predicted model, not a curated record. Gene Ontology annotation, molecular function: structural molecule activity. Lineage: Eukaryota; Metazoa; Chordata; Lepidosauria; Squamata; Varanidae. Bases 1 to 1107 code for a protein of 368 amino acids.
AUGGGUGGUGACCCUGUUGCCUAUGGCACCAUCUUCGCUUCCUCUGAUGGGAAGAUGGUCAUGCAGAACCUCAAUGGCCGCCUGGCCAGUUAUAUAGACAAAGUCCGAUUGCUGGAGGUGGAAAAUGCUGCUCUUGAGUCCAGCAUCAGUGAUUUCUAUGCCAAGGAAGGGCUUGCUGGUGAACCGAAGGACUACGACCACUAUUACCACCAAAUCCAGGAGCUUAACGACCAGAUUAUCUGCACAACUGCAGAGAACAACCAGAUUCUUCUCAAGAUUGACAAUUAUUGCAUGAAUCUUGAAGAUGUGAGACAAAAGUUUGAGACUGAAUGUAGCAUCCAUGAGAACGUAGAGGCUGACCUUAAGACCUUGUACCCCAUUUUUGACGAACUGUCCAACUGUAAGGCUGACCUGGAAACCAAGCUUGAGACUUUGCAAGGAGAGCUGCGUGCUCUCAAGACAACCCGUGAGGAGAAAUUAAUCUGUCUGAAGAAACGAGCAGGUGACGCCAGCAUGGAAGCCGGUACCUGCCCUGGCCCAGAUCUGAGGAAAAGCCUGGAGGAGAUGAGGCGCAAGUACGAAGCGAUGAUAGACGCAAAUCGCAAGGAGAGCGCCCAGUGGUUUGAAGGCGAACUGGAAGAGGCCAGCCAGGAAUUCUGUAGCCAGGAAGCAGAGGAUGGCGACCGUAAAGUCACCGAUCUGAAAUGCCGGCUGCGGGCUUUCAAGAUUGAUCUUCAAGCACAGUGCAGUCUGAGGGACACACUGCAAGUGUCAUUGGCUGAAGUUGAACGUCGCUUCCAUGCCCAGCUAGCCAAAAUUCAGGACCAGGUUGCCUGCACGGAGCAGCAGCUGGCAGAGCUGCGCCUGGAAACAGAAGGCCAGGAUGCAGAAUACAAAGAGCUCCUGGAUGUCAAGAACCGGCUGGAGCAAGAGAUUCAGACAUACCGCGGCCUGCUAGAAGGCGGCCAGCCGGACAAUGGGUGCGGCAAAGCUGACUACUUCCACCCAGGGCUGGAAGUAAACACAGCCCAGAUGAACCUGGUGGAAGAAGACAAGGAAGCACAACCAGGAGGUGGCUCAGUUCCAGUUGGGAAGCCACAGCCUUGA